AUGAUACCUCACACGAUUCUAUUUGUUUUUGUGUUAUUCUCUCCGUCAGAACAGGCGCCAGCUCUUCCGUCUCUUGGACUACUCGAAGGAUCUGAUGGAGUACUCGUGAAAGAGUACAUCAAUGCAAUCACAGCUUACGGACCCGGAUUAGGAGUUUAUACGCCCUACAGCUACGUGGAUGUUUCCUAUGAUAAUAUUCCAUUUGUUGGAAAAAUCCCGAUCAUUGGAAAGGAUGGAACGUCGUCUAGACUCGGAGUAUCUCCAUUCUAUCCACCAGGCGGAAAUCCAUCGAAUCCGUUCCCUCCAAUUUACAAAGCUCGUCCACUCCCCCUCCACGUUCCAGAACCACAAGACGUUGUUGCCGUUCCACUCGACGAGGAAGCCCUCCACGGAGAGCCUCUCUUCCCGCCAGAGAUGAUUCUUCCGAGUGAAAAAGCUGCAGAAGAAGCGGCAGCGAAGAAGGCUUUGGAGACGGCGAAACCGGAGAAUCCGUUCGCUGACGUCGUGGAUACAGAUGUGCAGAAAUUGGUGGACACAGUUCAGUGGCCAUCAGCAAUGAGCACUUCGGAAGUGGAAGGAGAGGACUCGCAGGGGAAGAAUAUGGUUCAAGAAGACGAAACCCAGCGCACGAUGAUAGUGGAUGAGGCGAGAGAGAAGCCGAUGCAGCCAUUCGAAGCAGCAAAAAUAUCGAUUGGAGCGAACGACCGACCGAAGAGUCCGUUCCGGUCACGACGCAUUCUUAUGGAGCGGUUUUGA
Molecule: messenger RNA, 756 nt
Organism: Caenorhabditis remanei
Lineage: Eukaryota; Metazoa; Nematoda; Chromadorea; Rhabditida; Rhabditidae
Exons: 4
Coding region: 1-756 (251 amino acids)
Source: RefSeq, a predicted model, not a curated record